Molecule: messenger RNA, 2513 nt
Organism: Thunnus maccoyii (southern bluefin tuna)
Lineage: Eukaryota; Metazoa; Chordata; Actinopteri; Scombriformes; Scombridae
Product: solute carrier family 13 member 2-like
Exons: 14
Coding region: 166-1926 (586 amino acids)
Biological process (GO): monoatomic anion transmembrane transport
Cellular component (GO): membrane
Molecular function (GO): transmembrane transporter activity
Source: RefSeq, a predicted model, not a curated record
CGUAUCCAACAGCUCAACUAAAUAAAGGAAGUGAUACUAUUUCAGUUUAAAGCAGGAUUUCAGCACCUCCAGCUGGACGAAGAGGUGAGAGUUAACAGAGUUAACAAGAUGAGCGAUUGGCUUUCAUUCAUGAGUGUUGGUGGCUGAGAUCUAAUGUGACAGCUGAUGCGGGGACACUUUCAGGCAGAAGUGGAAAACACAGAGGAGGCAAAAUGUGGCUUUGUGAUAAUCCUGAUGGCGCUGUACUGGUGUACAGAGUGCAUCCCUCUGGCUGUGACUGCCCUGCUGCCUGUAAUUCUUUUCCCCAUGAUGGGCAUCAUGGAAUCAGGCGAGGUUUGUAUCCAGUACUUGAAAGACUCCAACAUGCUUUUUAUUGGUGGGCUGCUGGUGGCCAUCGCUGUGGAGCAGUGGAACCUGCACAGGAGAAUCGCCCUUCAAGUUCUGCUUAUUGUCGGUGUGAAGCCAUCUCUCCUGAUGAUAGGUUUCAUGAGCACCACAGCCUUUCUGUCCAUGUGGAUCAGUAACACGGCCUCCACAGCCAUGAUGCUGCCCAUCGCCAACGCUGUGCUGCAGCAGCUGUGUGACAACGAGGCCAAUGCUGAAGAGAGGGAUCGCGACCUGGCUGCUGCAAAGGAUGGCCUGGAAAACCAGGGCUUUGAGAUGGGUGACACCAAAGAAAACAUGGAGCUCAAAACAAAGGACAGCAGCAUCAACAUGGAUGCAGAUAAAGAUGAUGACGGCAAAGACAUGAAGGAAGUCAAGCAAAAUGAUGUUAUUUCAAAGGUUUGCAACAGGAGCCUGGAGGUGGAGCAGCGCAGACUUAAGAGGGAGCAGAAGUAUGUGAAGCUGUCGAAAGGCAUGAGCCUGAGCGUUUGUUACGCUGCCAGUAUCGGAGGAACAGCCACCCUUACUGGAACCACACCCAAUGUCAUCCUGAAGGGCCAGAUUGAUGAACUCUUUCCAGAUAAUGGUGGCGUAAUCAACUUUGCAAGCUUUUUUGGCUUUGCAUUCCCCAACAUGGUGCUAAUGCUGGCUCUGUCUUGGUUGUGGCUGCAGUUUGUGUUUUUGGGCUUCAACUUGAGAAAGUCCUUCGGAUGUGGCACAAACAAAGCUGAUGACAAGGAGGCAUACCAGGUAAUCAAAGAUGAGUACAAAAAGUUGGGCAGGAUGAGCUUCGCUGAGAGCUGUGUGCUGGUUAUCUUCACGUUGCUGGUUCUUCUGUGGUUUACCAGGGAGCCUGGGUUCAUACCCGGCUGGGCCACUGUGCUCUUCAACAAAGACAAACCGUACGUCACAGAUGGCACUGUGGCCAUAUUAAUGUCAACGCUCUUCUUCUGCAUCCCUUCCAAUUUUCCCAGAUGCUGCAGGAAGUCUGAGGAUGGGGCCCCUGCUGAAGCCCCUUCCCCCCUGCUUAGUUGGGAUAUUGUCCAUGAAAAGAUGCCUUGGAACAUCCUUUUGCUCCUGGGAGGAGGCUUUGCAUUGGCCCACGGAAGUGAGAAAUCUGGACUUUCUAUGUGGCUGGGAGAAACUCUCAUACCACUGCAGAGCAUCCCUCCGUUUGCCAUCUCCAUCCUGCUGUGUCUGCUGGUGGCCAUGUUCACCGAAUGUUCCAGCAACACCGCCACCACCACUCUCUUUCUGCCAAUAUUGGCCUCCAUGGCCACCGCCAUCAAGAUACACCCACUGUACAUCAUGUUUCCCUGCACCAUCUCUGCCUCGCUGGCUUUCAUGCUGCCUGUGGCCACUCCGCCCAAUGCCAUUGCCUUCUCCUAUGGCAACCUUAAAGUCAUGGACAUGGCCAAGACUGGAUUCAUUUUGAACUUUGUUGGAGUCAUAACCAUCAACAUUGCCAUUAACACGUGGGGAGUUGCCAUGUUCCAGCUGAAUACCUUUCCCAGUUGGGCUAAUGUCACCAAAACUCCUUGAAUAUGAACAAUAAUUGCUCAUUUAUCAGGUAUCCUACACUGGAGGACUGGACUGGUGGGUGUCGUAGUAUUUUUAUUCAAAGCUCACCUUUACAGUCCAGUCAAUACCUUCUAUGCAGCUUUCAAUCUUAAUAUCCUGCCUAACAUUGUGAUGUUCUCCAGCAACCAGCUGGACAAGCUGACUGGAAACACUGGAAUACAUUUUGCUAAUGUUUUGACUGAAUUGGGUUCAGUUAAUUUAGAUAAAUCGCCCUCUGGACAGUCAGCUACACAGGUCAGAACUGAAUGCUGUUAGGAUCACUGAUAUCAUUUUAGUGGUAUGAUCAACUGUUUUCCUUCAUCUACAAGACGUGAUAUUUAAAAACAAGUGUUUAUUCUAGCAGAUGCCAGUCUGAACUGCAGUGAGAAGUACACUGUGGCAAAACUAUAUUAUAAACUAUAUUGUUAGAUCUCUCACAUAUUUCAUGUGAAUGGGGACUGACAUUGUACAUGUGCAAUUAUACACACUGUCCUGCAUGCAAUUUUAAAAAUAUGGCAGUUAUUCAAAGUCACUUGUAACUUUUUGUGUGUGUCUGUAAUAUUCAGUUU